This is a messenger RNA of Ostreococcus lucimarinus CCE9901, 534 nucleotides long. RefSeq lists its product with no specific name. Bases 1 to 534 code for a protein of 177 amino acids. NCBI's taxonomy places the organism in Eukaryota, Viridiplantae, Chlorophyta, Mamiellophyceae, Mamiellales, Bathycoccaceae. The record is from RefSeq and is a predicted model, not a curated record. The transcript has a single exon.
AUGCGGGCGCUGUUGUCGCCGUUCGGAGCGUUUGUCGUCGCCGCGAUCGUGAGUGUGGCGAAUCCAACGUUCAUGACGAGCGGGCGAGAGGCGAUACUGAUGAAACUUUACGAAAGGCAGAGCGGCGGCGAAACCUCGGCGUACGUCAAGGACGGCGUUUUGUAUCGCAUGGACGCGUCGGGGAGCAUGACGGCCAACGCGAAGGAUGGGAUCAUGGUGGAUAAGAAUGGGGGGAUAUGGGUGAUCGUUCCGCAGAAGGAUGAUGUGACGUUGAUCAAGCAGAAGUAUUACAUGGGACAGAUCGAAGACGUGCCGACGCUGCCGAAGAAUCCGUCGGCGGCGGAGCAGAAAAAGUACGACGAAUUCAUGGCCAAGUUGUUCGAUUUCGAAAAGCUUCCGAACGUUAAGAAGGUGUACGAUGGACCCUAUCCCGUGCCCGUUCGUAAAGAGACGGAGAAAUUCUUCCGCGAAGGGUUGCCCGCGAGCGUGAUGGAUGAAAUCGAAGGUGUGGGCGCGUUGUUUGAACAACGAUGA